Amphibalanus amphitrite is the source of this 2368-nucleotide messenger RNA. It is a transcript of the gene beag, whose product is annotated as protein Red-like. Bases 343 to 2025 code for a protein of 560 amino acids. Lineage: Eukaryota; Metazoa; Arthropoda; Thecostraca; Balanomorpha; Balanidae. The transcript has 2 exons. Gene Ontology annotation, cellular component: nucleus. The record is from RefSeq and is a predicted model, not a curated record. Gene Ontology annotation, biological process: mRNA splicing, via spliceosome.
CGAAAGAGUUCCUGCACACCGGCAUCAGCGAGAGAAAAAACCUAGGAUCCUAACAGACCCGCCCACCACCCCACCAUCACCACAUUCCUUCCCCAGUCUCCUUCCCCUCCGCUCGGUGUCUUUCAGCUAGGCAAGAAGGAAUCGGCAGACACAGACACCUGAGCGAGCGAGAAGGGGAAGUCGAGACCGUGUUUCCGCCAAAAAAAGAGAAAACAACCAAGGUUGAGAUCCAUGAGAUUAACUGGCAGAUUAAAAGGAUUGUAAGUUGUUUCAGUUUCAAGCGUCUACAUACACUUGAACAAGUGAUUACCAGCUAUUCAGUUGUCUUGAAGCGGAGGCAAGAUGCCUGAGAAAGAUGAGCCGUUCGCCAACCCGGCGGCACCGCCGGGGGCCGCCCAGCGUGUCAACGUGGAGGCGACGCCGGCCAGGCUGACCAAUGCAGACUUCCGGAAGCUGUUGAUGACUCCCCGCGCGGGGCAGUCCGGUGCCUCGGCGGCCACACCGUCCGCCACACCGGCCUCCACCCGACCUGAGGUCUCCGGCAAAAUCGACAAAGCCGAGGAGCGCCGCAAAAAGAAGAGCUACUACGCCAAGCUGAAGCGGGCCGAGGACGACAUCAUGGCGGAGCUGGCCAAGAAGUACCGCGACCGAGCCAAAGAGCGGCGAGACGGGGACGAGACGCCGGCGCCGGGCGCGCAGCCCGACCUGCCCAGCCAGCCGGACGAGUCGAACAGUACUGCCAGCGCCUACCGCGCCGUGGCUCCCGAUCUCAAAUCGGGACUGGACGCUGCGGAGAGACGCCGCCAGCAGAUCCAGGAGUCCAAGUUCUUGGGAGGUGACAUGGAGCACACUCACUUGGUGAAGGGUCUCGAUUACGCCCUCCUGCAGAAGGUGCGCUCCGAGAUCCAGGCCAUGGAGCUGGAGCACGAGGACGAGCUCGAGCAGCUGGCGGACGGCGCCGACGUCAGCGCCAAGGAGCACACCAAGGAGGAAGAGAUCCACUUCAAAACCAAACUCGGCAAAAACGUGUACCGGGUGCUGUUCGGUGACAAGCCUCCGCUGAGGAACGAGCUGUUCCUGCCCGGCCGGACCGCUUACAGAAUUGACCUGGAGGACGAGAUGGUCGACUUUGACAUCCCGACUACGGUGGUGCGCAGCAAAGCCGACUGUCCGCUGGUGGAGACGGCCACAACUCUCACAACCAACGACAUCGUCAUCAACAAGCUGACCCAGAUCCUGUCCUACCUGCGGCAGGGUCGACACGGCCGCCGAAUCAAGAAGAAGGACAAACAGCGGGCUGACGAGAAGAAGGCCGCUGGCGAGGACAUCUACGCCGAGCUGGGCGACUACGUGCCGGCGCCGGCCGGCAGGGAUCACCACCGCGCCAGUGACUCCCGCCGGGGGGACGGCGACCGCCAGCGGAAGCCGCGCUCCUACUUUGACCGACCAGAGGAGGAGGACCGCCGCGAGCGGGGUGAACGCUACGGCCGGGAGAGGCGGGAGAAGGAGCGUGACGAGCAGCAACAGCGCGACAAGGAGCAGGCCGAACGCGACCAGCGCGACCGCCAGAGGUUUGAGCAGGAGAAGGGACGCGAAUCCAACUGGCUGGCCGUGGACGCGGCGGCGGCAGCCAAGCGCAACAAGGACAUGGGCACGGCGCUGAGCGGCUACGCCGAGUGCUACCCGGGACUGGACGAGAUGGCCGACGCCAUCGACGACUCGGAUGAUGAGGCCGACUACUCCAAAAUGGACAUGGGCAACAAGAAGGGCCCCAUCGGUCGCUGGGACUUUGACACGCAGGAGGAGUACAGCAACUACAUGAACCAAAAGGAGGCGCUGCCCAAGGCCGCCUUCCAGUACGGUGUCAAGAUGGCCGACGGACGCAAGACACGUCGGCUGCCCAAGGAGCGAAACGAGAAGGCCGAGCUUGAUCGCGAGUGGCAAAAGAUAUCGGCCAUCAUCGCCAAACGCAAAUCGGGCGGCGACGACGGAGGAGAGAAGAGCAAGAGGGCCAAGCAGCAGUAAUGGCUGCGCGCUGCGUGUUGCGGUGUAAGCGGCAGUGAGUGGCGUUCAGCGCGCGGCAUCAGUGGCCGCAGGUCACGCGGUCACUGUACCGAUCAUACCGCCGGCAGUAGCUAGCUCCUCACGGACGCCAAAGUGCGAUGCGCCUGAACAGACUGCACUCGGUUAGUGGGCGUGUGCGUGCGUUCUCCGUCACGCGACAAGGGAUGCUGUUGUGGAGUGACUUACCCCGUGAGUUACCCCGGGUACUAGCGGAGUGACUCACCCCUGAGAUGUGUUGCGCCAUGCCGAUCUGGUCUAAUUUGUACGUAUAUGUAAUAUGUAUGUAAAUAAAAAACAAGAUUUA